GCUGUUUCAUCAGUGGUUAACUUUUUAUCGCUGUAUUUUUUGCUAAAAUUUGGAUUAUUACGAAAAAUACCAUAACUUUUUGAAUGAACAUGUUGAAAACAUGGUGCAGUAGUUCUAUUAAUUUACUUAAAAGUGCAGCCACCGUGCAGCAGCAAGUGCGGACAACUUUUGUGUUGAAGCGCAAAUAUGACCCAUUGUUGCAUAAAACGAACGCCAAACCACGAAAAUUGCGUGCGAAACAUUUCAUCUACGAGUUGGUAGAGGAUACAAAUGUGAAACGUCGACCGAAUUUGGAAGUUGUGUUAAAAACUUAUGUGGAAGGUGUGGGUGAUAAGGGCGAUGUGGUGUCGGUGAGACCUAAUUUCGCCUAUAAUAAAUUGUUGCUACCAGGUUUGGCAGUGUACAAAACAGCUGAAAAUGUAGCGUUAUAUACCAAAACCGAGGACGAGAAGAAAACUGUGCGCCAUAGCUCUGCUUUUGCCCAGCGGACGAUAAACAUUAUCGAACGUUUCUUACUGGCUGUGGUUAUGAAUAAGGAUCAGCCAUGGGUUGUUGAACCCUGGCACAUAAAAGCGUCUCUUCGAAAAGCGGGUAUUCAUUGUCCGGAAGAGUGCAUUACUAUGCCAGAAGAACGUAUUGAAGGUCCAGAUAUGAAUAAAGAAGCCAAAGAGUUCUAUUGCACUAUUACCAUAAAUAAUUUGGAGAAGGCCCGAUUGCGCUGUCGUAUCCAUCAUUGGAGUACAGAUCCGAGUGAACGGCUGCCAUAUGUACAGGAAUUUUGGAAAAUACCUUCAGAACCACUUUUCGGUGGUGAAAACUCUAAAGAACCCACAGAAAAAUUAGAAGAGAAGUAGUAUAUGUAAAAUAAAUAAUGAAAAUUAAUAAACUAACUACCAAUUUAAAACA
This is a messenger RNA of Bactrocera latifrons, 906 nucleotides long. RefSeq names its product 39S ribosomal protein L9, mitochondrial (gene mRpL9). Bases 84 to 854 code for a protein of 256 amino acids. The record is from RefSeq and is a predicted model, not a curated record. Gene Ontology annotation, biological process: translation. NCBI's taxonomy places the organism in Eukaryota, Metazoa, Arthropoda, Insecta, Diptera, Tephritidae. The transcript has 3 exons. Gene Ontology annotation, molecular function: structural constituent of ribosome. Gene Ontology annotation, cellular component: mitochondrion; ribosome.